Messenger RNA from Suillus subaureus, 624 nucleotides. RefSeq lists its product as uncharacterized. The record is from RefSeq and is a predicted model, not a curated record. The transcript has 3 exons. Lineage: Eukaryota; Fungi; Basidiomycota; Agaricomycetes; Boletales; Suillaceae. Bases 1 to 624 code for a protein of 207 amino acids.
AUGCCUUCAGGUCUCCACGAAGCUCCGAUGGCCAUCAUACAAUCCUCAUUCCACGACUUCUUUUGCAAAAUACCCUACCCCAAGAGGCGGUUUCUCAAAAUCAAUUUGUUAACCAACAUUACAAAAGAUGGCACCAUCCCCGAUCUCAGGAUAUUGAUGCAGAAUGUGCGCAAUCCCCAACUCACCCUCAUUAUCCCUGCCAUUGGCCAGACUGCAUUUACACAACAUCUUGCUUCCUUAUCCAUAACAUUGAGGAUGGCUGUUGAAACCAAUUCAGCACUACUAAUGAUUAUCGUCGCGAUAGUCCAAGAGCUCCAUCCAUAUUCUUCACCUGUUAAGGGUUCAAAUGCAUUCAAUGUGUUGCUCAACAAGCCACAGUGCAGUUGGGAUGACUUUCACCCUGCGGUGUGGCUCCAAGGGACAGAAAGCAUUGAUAUCAAUACCAUUGAUCCAAAUCUAUUCGCCCAGGGGUCUCUCUUUCCACUUGACAAUAAUAUGACUGCUGUGCACACCAUGAUUAACAGGGGUGCCGAAGCGAUCAGGGAGACCCUCAUCAAGCUGUGUCAAAGCAUGGCUCCUGAAAUGGACCUUGUUCCCCUUCGAAAUCCUGAUAUUAAGUUUUGA